This is a messenger RNA of Entrophospora sp. SA101, 1131 nucleotides long. The record is from the annotation of a GenBank genome assembly. Lineage: Eukaryota; Fungi; Glomeromycota; Glomeromycetes; Entrophosporales; Entrophosporaceae.
AUGGUUAACUCUGAUUACGAAACUGAUUCUGAACUUGAAGAGAAAGAAAUCUCCGAGGUUGAUUCUAAGUCUGAAUCUGAAGAAGAAAUAAAUGUUGAAUUUGCUGCUUAUUUUUAUAAUAACAAUUAUAAACCAAAAGAUUUAAACAAAGUUAAUUUAGAAGAAAAGAGAGAAGAAUCACAAAGAAACACUAUCAAAGAAUUAGAUAUCUCCUAUAAAGACCUCACUGACAGCUUGGAUUUAAGUGAUUUUGUUAAUUUAGAGAGAUUAGAUUGUUCUUAUAAUCGACUCGUUGAAUAUUUACCUGAUAGUUUAGAGCAUUUUGAUUGUUCGGCAAACGAAAGUGAAGAUGCUAAAGUAAAAGUUAUCGAGCAGGAACUAACCCAACAACAAAUUCAACUUCUCCAAAAACAACAAUCCCAAUUCCAAGAACAAGAGAAACAAAUCAACUACCUCGAACUUCGUGUCCAAGAAUUAACUCAACUAAUAAAACAACAAAAACAAAAAAUCAUUCAAGACUUUUUAAACGUUCUUCCCGAAAAAGAAUUAAUUCAGCAACUAAUCACUACUUGUUUAGAAUUCAAGAAAGCCGAAAAGCAAAAGCUUCCUUCCCGGAAAUUGAAAAAAGAAUGUCAAAGAAUUGAAGACGAGUUAGAAGAAAAGCUCGGAGAAGAAUUUGUUGAGAAAAUCCAAUUUAUUCUCAAACAAAAACAAACUUUAAAGCAAAUCACAGAUGACAAGGAAGAAAAAGAACUAAUCAUCAAGCAUGAAAGGGUUAGCCAAGAGCAAAAAGAACAAUUUCAAUCUCUAAAACUAGAAAUAGCCGAAAUGAAAGGACAAUUAGCCAUAAUAAAAGAUAGGCCUACUCAACAAAAUAUUAAUGUAGAGGGAGGUCAUGCUUUAAUUGGCAAUCAAAUUGGAGAUAAUGCUAAUUUGAGUUAUAAUAGACCGAUUGAAUUAUUUCCAAAAGAACAAGAAACCGAAAACUUAGCAAGUAGAGCUAAAAGACAACUAUCAAUCUCCUCCCAAAUUGACCGAGAGAAUAACAAAGAAAUUAAGUUAGGUGAGGAGCAACAAGCCCAAAUUAUCCAACCCACUUACGGUAUUCCUAGCUCCAGCAAAAACAAUUAA